UUUAUAUCAUUUCAGAUGAAGAGGAGAGAAAUGGCUAAUAGGAAGACCUAAAAAAUAAUAAUUUUCAUUUCGUAUAUAAAGGCUAGUGAACGGAGAAGAUGACGAGGGAAGAAGACACCGCAGUAACAUCAAACGGCAUGAACGACGAAUAUGCUAAUAAUAUUAACAGUUGCAGUGCUUCUGAUAACAACCGUAACGGAGACGCUAACCAGAUCAGUCAAGUAUGGGGAACGUGGGAGGAGCUUCUGUUAACAUGCGCCGCUAAACGUCACGGUUCUAAAGAUUGGGACUCCGUCGCUAAGGAGGUCGCGUCACGGAGCUCUCUCAACGCCUCCGCUCAUGAUUGCAGGCUCAAGUACGAAGAUCUCAAGCGUCGGUUCGACGACGACGAGGACGACGACGGGCGAGGAAAUACCGAUGAUAGAGACGGCGAAAUCGUCGAGCGGUUACGGAGUCUCCGCGUGGCGGAGCUCCGGCGUGAGGUUCAGCGACGCGACGAGUCGAUAUUGUCGCUUCAGUUAAAAGUUAAGAAGCUAGAGGAGGAGAACGAUGGUGACGAUAAACCAGAUCUGGAAGCGGUUAGAUCGCUCAACAACGAAACGGAGCCGGUUAGGCUAAACCGGGGAACGACGGAGUCUGACCACCGGUCGAUGAACGAGUCUAACUCUACGGCCUCCGUCGAUAAAAUCGCCGAUCAUGAGCGAUUAGACAAUUCGAGAAAUCCAGAUCCCGCUCAUAAAGCGGCGGAGGAGGAGGGAGAGGGAACGGUUAGUAGAAGAUCGGGAAUGAGUCAUUCCGGCGAGUUAGGCGAGUCAGGAACGUCCACAGGGACUCGGAAGAGGACGAGGAGAGGACAGAAAUACAUGAGCGGCGAGGAUAGCAGUAUACGCGGAGGAAGCGGCGGCAAUAUUAAAACGGCGGGGAAUAAAUCGCAGCCGUUGGUUGAAAUCAUUAAGCUGAUUCGUUCUCAUCCACAAGGAUCCGUGUUCGAAUCCCGUCUUCGGAGCCAGGAGACGAAGAAUUACAAGGGAUUGAUAAGGCAGCAUUUGGACAUUAAAACAAUAGAGAAGAAGAUGGAGAAAGGAUCUUAUGUUUCUUCAAGUCUCUCUUUUUACAGAGACCUCAAGCUUCUCUUCACAAACGCCAUCGUUUUCUUUCCUACAUCUUCCUCAGAAUACAUGGCUGCACAAGAGUUAAAAACCCUCGUCUCAACCGAAAUGAAGAAAAGAAACGGAACAUCGAUUCACAGUGUCAUCAAAACGGAUGCGCUAUCGUUGGUUUCUAGACAGAAACCGUCUGCUCCUCCUCUCGUUGCAUGUGAGAAGAAGAGCUCUGCUUUGACAAAGACACUUCCUUCUUCAAGGCUAAAACAAAAGGAUGAGAAGAAGACUCGAGAAGUUUCAGAGGAGAAGACUCUGACUACUGCUGCAAGAAGCUCGAGGAGAACGAGCAAUGGUAUAGAAGUUGUUGCCAAGAAUACCAAAAUGGGACGAGCCAAAAAUAACAAGAAACAAAAAACAGAUUCGUCGAGUGAUGAUGAUGAUGAUGGUGACAAAGAAGAGACUCCAAAGACAGAGAAGAAGAGAGCAGUGGCAGCAUCAGAGAAGAAGAAGAGUGUAGCUGAAUUCUUGAAAAGAAUAAAAACGAAUUCUCCACAGAAAGUAAAAGAAACAACGAGUAAAGAUCAGAAGAAGAGUGCUGGAAACGUAAAGAAACAGAACAGUAAAGCGAAACCGAGGGAGCUGAGGAGUAACAGUACGGGCAAAAAGAAGGUUGAUGUAGAGAAUAACAGUAACAAGAGUUCAUCUAAACGAAAGCAAUCAAAGAAAGAAGCAGAGGAAGUUACUGAUGCAGGUAGGGAGUCAGGGAAAGACAAUCAACAGCCAAAGAAACGAAACAGAAGAUGAAAUUGAUGAUUUAUUGUGGUUAGGUAUUGUACAUUUGAUAUGCCAUAAUAUUCAUCAAUCCUCAUAACAUCAGUGUUUAUGAGGAUUCAUAGAUCAUGUCGGAAUUCUUAUAAUUUGCAAGUUUAGUUUUUCUUUGACCAAUGUUUUCCUUCAGGUAGUAUAUGGUUGUAGACAUUAUGCUAUCAGUUUUCUUUAUUAGUUUGACAAAUACCAUACUUUCGGAACA
This is a messenger RNA of Brassica oleracea var. oleracea, 2133 nucleotides long. RefSeq lists its product as uncharacterized. Gene Ontology annotation, molecular function: protein binding. The record is from RefSeq and is a predicted model, not a curated record. The coding region runs from base 99 to 1907 and encodes 602 amino acids. The transcript is spliced from 4 exons. NCBI's taxonomy places the organism in Eukaryota, Viridiplantae, Streptophyta, Magnoliopsida, Brassicales, Brassicaceae.